Lineus longissimus is the source of this 1829-nucleotide messenger RNA. RefSeq names its product tubulin beta chain-like. Gene Ontology annotation, biological process: microtubule cytoskeleton organization; mitotic cell cycle. Gene Ontology annotation, cellular component: cytoplasm; microtubule. Bases 55 to 1395 code for a protein of 446 amino acids. The transcript has 7 exons. Gene Ontology annotation, molecular function: GTPase activity; GTP binding; structural constituent of cytoskeleton. Lineage: Eukaryota; Metazoa; Nemertea; Pilidiophora; Heteronemertea; Lineidae. The record is from RefSeq and is a predicted model, not a curated record.
UCGGACCUCUCCUUUCUAUUUCUUGGAGACUACCAUAACUCACAAGUUGCCAUCAUGCGAGAAAUCAUCCACCUUCAGGCCGGGCAGUGCGGUAACCAGAUCGGUGCAAAGUUUUGGGAAGUAAUAUCAGACGAGCAUGGCGUAGACCCCACCGGCACAUACCACGGCGACAGCGACCUUCAGUUAGAGAGAAUCAACGUCUAUUAUAAUGAAGCAACGGGCGGUAAAUACGUCCCCCGAGCAGUGCUCAUCGACUUGGAACCUGGAACCAUGGACUCCGUCAGAUCUGGACCAUUUGGACAAAUAUUCAGACCCGAUAAUUUUGUUUUUGGUCAGAGCGGCGCUGGAAACAACUGGGCGAAGGGACACUACACAGAAGGUGCUGAACUGAUCGACUCUGCCCUCGAUGUGGUCCGUAAAGAAGCCGAGGGCUGCGACUGCCCACAAGGAUUCCAACUGACACAUUCUCUAGGAGGGGGUACGGGUGCUGGUAUGGGGACCCUCCUCAUUAGCAAGAUCAGGGAGGAAUACCCCGACAGGAUCAUGAACACUUUCAGUGUUGUGCCAUCGCCUAAGGUCUCCGAUACCGUCGUCGAACCAUACAACGCCACACUCUCCGUCCACCAACUGGUUGAAAACACUGACGAAACAUACUGCAUCGACAACGAGGCUCUCUACGACAUCUGCUUCCGCACACUCAAACUGACCACACCCACAUACGGGGACUUGAACCAUCUGAUCUCCGCCACCAUGUCAGGGGUCACGACCUGCCUCCGAUUCCCAGGUCAACUAAAUGCUGAUCUCAGGAAGAUCGCCGUCAACAUGGUACCAUUCCCACGUCUUCACUUCUUCAUGCCCGGCUUCGCCCCGCUCACCUCCCGAGGAAGUCAGCAAUACCGCGCCAUGACCGUCCCAGAGAUUACCUCCCAGAUCUUCGAUGCCAAGAACAUGAUGGCCGCUUGUGACCCUCGUCACGGACGGUACUUGACGUGUACCGCGUUAUUCAGGGGAAGGAUGUCAAUGAAGGAGGUUGACGAACAGAUGAUGAAUGUGCAGAACAAGAACAGCAGCUACUUCGUCGAAUGGAUCCCAAACAACGUCAAGACUGCCGUCUGCGACAUCCCACCACGAGGUUUGAAAAUGUCGGCCACAUUCGUUGGAAACACUACCGCCAUCCAGGAACUUUUCAAGAGAAUUUCGGAGCAAUUUACAGCUAUGUUCCGCCGCAAAGCUUUCCUCCACUGGUACACAGGCGAGGGUAUGGAUGAGAUGGAGUUCACCGAGGCAGAAUCCAACAUGAACGACCUCGUGUCAGAGUACCAACAAUACCAGGAUGCAACAGCGGAAGAGGAAGGAGAAUUUGACGAAGAGGAAGAAGGGGGCGAGGAAAAUUAGAACUGUAGAUCGGAAAAAAGACAUUUGCAUCUCGCUACAUCUACAUGUAUGUUAUGAUGCUGUUAUUCGAGACUUAAAGUCACAUUCUGUGAAAAAUAUGAGCACUCGUACCGUCAUAAACUUGUAUUCGUCUGUAGUAUGGUAGGGACUGGUAUAGGCUGUCGUUAGAUUACAUAACACUCGCCACACGUUUUUUUCUUGGAUUGUUGCAAGAAUGACUAAAUAUCAUUCAAAGAUUCUGAACUGAAUUUAGUGCUGAUAAGACCAUGUACAAAAGUAACUUAGAUGUUGAUGCCGUCCUAUGCAGAUUUAUAUUAUUUAUCAUUGAACCUUUUAUACAACAGAUAUGUAUAUUUUUUUUCAUUUUAGAACAUCCAUGUACGUAAUUUAUUUCACAAGAACUUGUAAAGAUUGAAUAUUUAGAAUAAAUUUAU